Messenger RNA from Jatropha curcas, 798 nucleotides. RefSeq names its product histone H2A variant 1. Gene Ontology annotation, molecular function: DNA binding; structural constituent of chromatin; protein heterodimerization activity. Gene Ontology annotation, cellular component: nucleosome. Lineage: Eukaryota; Viridiplantae; Streptophyta; Magnoliopsida; Malpighiales; Euphorbiaceae. The record is from RefSeq and is a predicted model, not a curated record.
CUCUUUCUCGUUCACCAAAGAUUUAAAAUCCCGCCCCCAUAAAUUUCAAAAAAAAAAAGACUAAAACAAAGCUCAAAUCCAAAAAUCACAUCUCUCAUUUUCAAUCUCCAGUCUCCUCUCUUCACACCUACUUUGACCUCGCAUCUUCAACGCAUACCUCAGAGUAGGUGAAAAAUGGCUGGUAAAGGAGGGAAAGGGCUUUUGGCAGCUAAAACCACUGCAGCAAACAAGGAUAAGGAAAAAGAUAAGGACAAGAAAAGGCCUAUUUCCCGGUCUUCUCGUGCCGGUAUCCAGUUUCCUGUUGGUCGGAUUCAUCGGCAUCUGAAGCAAAGGACUUCUGCAAAUGGGCGCGUUGGGGCCACAGCUGCUGUGUACUUGGCUUCAAUUCUUGAAUAUCUGACUGCAGAAGUUCUUGAGCUGGCCGGAAACGCAAGCAAAGAUCUGAAGGUGAAGAGAAUCACCCCAAGGCAUCUGCAGCUGGCCAUUAGAGGAGAUGAAGAACUCGACACACUCAUCAAAGGAACCAUUGCUGGUGGUGGAGUCAUCCCUCACAUUCACAAGUCUCUUAUCAACAAGACAACUAAAGACUGAUCUAAUGUCGUUUUUAACUCAACUCAACUGAACAUUUGUGUUUAAUGUGACUCAUGAUUAGGGUAAUGUAGGUUUGAUUGGUAUUAUGUUUGUGUUUGUUUAUGAACUGUUGGUUAGUAUAUAUAAUCUCUUGGCACGUAGGACGGUUUUCUAGAACCUUUAUCUUUGUUGGAUUGUUAAUCUAAAUUUCUUAGCUUUCAUGAUUCA